This is a messenger RNA of Nasonia vitripennis (jewel wasp), 3847 nucleotides long. RefSeq names its product lysocardiolipin acyltransferase 1. Gene Ontology annotation, molecular function: acyltransferase activity. Gene Ontology annotation, cellular component: endomembrane system. NCBI's taxonomy places the organism in Eukaryota, Metazoa, Arthropoda, Insecta, Hymenoptera, Pteromalidae. The record is from RefSeq and is a predicted model, not a curated record. The transcript has 6 exons. Bases 176 to 1288 code for a protein of 370 amino acids.
AGAGAGAGAGGCGCUCGCGAGAGAGAACUGGCGGGGUGUGUACACACGCGAGAGAAGCCCCUGGCGUAAUGUCAGAGGGAAGCCCGAGCGAGUGGAGAACGCGACGGCCCAGUCGCGGCGGUGCAGUUCACCACUGGAGCUCUUAGAUGCGUGAGCUGGAGAGAGAAGAAAAGCAAUGGACAGAAGGUUGCGCGGGAUGCUGUACUGCGCGAUGUGGUACGGCAGUAUCCUCUCGGGAUUUCUGUUUAUUGCCUGCCCGAUGCUUCCACUUUUGCUGAUCAGUCCGCCGACUUUCCGUAAAUGCGGCGAAUUGCUCUUCUCCUGCUGGGAGAUGUAUCCCACCGCGCUCAUGGAGUUUUUCGGCAUGAAAGUCGUGGUGUCGGGCGAUCACAUCCUCCCGAACGACUCGGCUAUCCUGGUGAUGAACCACCGAACGAGGGUCGACUGGAAUUUCCUCUGGGGCGCGAUGUACCAGGCCUGUAUGCCCAAUAUCGCCGCUCACAAGCUCAAGUUCAUACUCAAGGAGCCCAUCAGGCAUAUUCCUGGCCCAGGUUGGAUAAUGCAGAUGAACGGCUUCCUCUACAUAACUCGUCGCUGGGAGGAAGACCAGGGCCGUCUCUCUCGUUCGCUGGACUACCUGGUAUCACUCCGACGACGCAGUCAACUGCUCAUCUUCCCCGAAGGCACUGAUCUGACCGUCAGCAGCAAAGAGCGCUCGGACAAGUACGCGAUGUCCCAUGGGCUGCCCGUCUACACGCACACCUUGCAUCCCAAAACUACCGGCUUCAGUUAUCUCGUUAGGCAUCUCCAGCAGGCGGAUUAUCUCGAUGCGCUGUACGACUUGAGCAUCGGCUAUCCGGAUCUUGUACCUCAGUCGGAGCUGGACCUACUGAACGGAAAAGUGCCCGACGAGGUGCACUUCCACGUUCGCAGAAUACCCCAGUCAGAAGUACCGAAGGACGAGGCCGGACUGAGGAACUGGCUGGAGGAAAGGUGGCAGCAGAAGGAACGAGCCCUCGAGCAGUUCUACGUGGACAAGAGGUUCCCCAGCGAACCCUGGCCAGAGUCCAGUCGGAUGCCUCUGAGGAUAGCCUUUGUCUUCUGGACCUUACUGUCUGGCACGAUGUUGCUGAUGCUGGUAAUCUCGCCGAUCUUCCAACUGUGGACGCUCCUGCACGCGCUCUUCUUCAUCGGCAUUUCUCUCUUCACAACGGGCUUCAACCAGCUCGAAAUGGGCUGGUACUGGAAGUGGAGAUCCUUCGUCUGCAAGGACGCGAAGCUCGGCUAACCCAUCCAUCCCAACCCUGUCUCACAUAUUGUAGCGUCGCAUCUUUCCGAGAGUACAAGAAAUAUGAAGAAAAAAAAAAUCUCUUACACAUGUAGCGUACACAGCAAUUGAUGCCUGUCUCUGUGAUAAUCACGAUUAAUAUAUAUUCUAUAUCGCGCAUAAAAAACCGUACCGAGGACCGAGGAUUUGUAUAGCUUAUUUGUAGGAGUAUUAUAAGGGAGGCGCGUGUUUUUUCCUGUUAGCUGAUUCUUUUGUUUUUUUUUUUUUCGAUAUAGCCCUGGUUUAGUUUUUGAUUGAAAAUUCUAUUGAAACGUCGGGUGAUGAGUGAUUCUUCAUUCUGUAAGGUGGGUUAUUUUAUGUUGGAUGAGGUAACAUGUGAUGUUUCUGGAUUUUCUAUAUAUUUUUCUACAUAUAUGAUUGAUAAACUAUGAUAUGCAAGUAUUCUAAACUUACAGCCAGCUAUUACCUUUCUAAAAACUGAAGAUUUAUUAUACUGCAGUGACGAGUUUUUUUUUUUGUUAUACAAAUGGUCAGUUAUUAUAAACUUUUCUUGACACGAAUAAAGAAUCACUCGAGGAAUUUAUUAUUAUUAUUAUUAUUAUUAGGGGAUCGUUGCAAUGUUUUUAUAUGAUUGAGCAUAUUCGAAAAUACGGAUAAAAUUGAACUUUCUAUAACUUUUUUGAAGCAAUCGUAUUUUUAUCAAAAGGUGAAAGAAAAAGAUCAAGAAAAUUGAAUUUAGAAAACAAAACAUUAUUUCCAAACGAUAUUUUUAAAUGGUUCAACAGUAAGUAUGUGUACUUUUCUAUAAAAGGGUUAAGCAGUAUGAAAUAUGUGUACUUUAUCAAAGUCCUCUGACAAGUAGUAAUUUGCGAGUAUAUGAAUUAUGAACAAAUACAAAUCCAUAAACGAUAUAUGUGUGUAUAACGAGGAUAACUUCUAAAAUCUAUUUAACGAGCGAUAAAAUUAAAGCGUUAUCAUACAGAGUUAUAUAUGUGUAAAAGCUUCGUACGAUGUAUAACAUACAUAUUAUACUAAUAACUAAUAAUUGUGUACACUCUCGAGACGAACAGCUCUGCCGCCGCCAGACAAAUGGAAUUGAAACUCUUGUCUCAUGUAUACCUAACGUCGCUGAUGAUGCUACUGCGUGCUUUUUUCACAGAUGUACACAAGAGACACAAACACGUGAACCCCAGUACAAAUUCAAUUCUUUAAUCCGCUAUAUAAUUAAACGGCUUUUGUGUACUAAUCUCGAGUGGAGCAAUUGUACGAAGUAUAUACAAAUUCCUAUGAAAGAUAAUUAUAUAUGAUUAUACGCGGAUUUUGUCUUUGUAUAAUUGUAAAUUAUGCAAAAUACGCGUAAUCAGAGAUCAACGUUUAUAAUAUUAUGAUGAAACAAAUUUUUAAAAAAUUCGCAAUUACAAUGCCGAGAGAGAAAUGAAAUACUAGUAUAUAAUUGUAUAUAAUUUUUCAUUCUUGGAAUAAAUGCAAUCAACGCCUUGAGCAUUGAACGAAUAAUAUGAAUGUAGUAUAAUAUACGGCAAUUUAAGGUGUAUAAGAUUGGGAAUGGACUUGAGAAAUGCAUAUGAGAGAAUCUAUUUUUUUCCCAUAGCUUUAGAAAAAACAAAUCUUGUACAACAAGAAGGUGAAUUCAUGUGCCAAAGAAAUGACCCUAGCUGAAAAUCGAUAUUUGAUCCCAACAAGGGAUAAAUUGUACAAUUCAUUGUGUAAAUAUAGUUGAGAGCAAAUAAGGAAAGUAUUGUAUAGGCUCGAGAAUAAGAAUCUUCGGUUUUUUUUCUGUUGAUAUUUCAAAACUAUCUCGAUGUGUACUAUGUGUAAAGAUAUAUAGCAAAUUAAUAGAUAUGCAUACGUUUUGUUCAGUACUCCAUAGUACUUUAGUAGCAAAUGGAUGAUUUGUUGAUUUCUCGUUUGUUGAACGUUGUUUUAAGGAUGCAAUAUAAGUUAGAUGAUUGAUGUAUCGUAAGCGUACCGUUAAAUUCAUACCUAACAUGAAUUAAAAAUUUUUUUCUUGAUGUAUACCUAACUAGAAAAAUUUGUUCGAUAAAAUAUAAAUCACAGAUACAAGCAAUAUAUUUUUAUUUUAAGUAUUUUCUGUAAAUUUAUUGAUAUAUGAACCAAUUACACGUGACUGUAAUAAACGGACUGAAUCAUCGAUUCUGUACAAAAUAGCGUGUAACAUUUUUAGGAAAGGACUAAAGAUUACUUUCACUAAAAAACGAGGUAUACUCGAUAAUUACCAAAACAUUAACAGAUAAUAGGUUCCAAAGAUCUAUCGACGAUUCAUAUUUUGUCACUUCAACUACCGGUAUAAAAAAAGUAUUUUACACGUCAAAUGUAGACUUUAGCCACUGUAUCGACCGUUCACAGCGCCGUACAAUUUCAUUUAAUAAUCUAUAACUUGGAAAACUUGAAAUAUUCUUUUCGGAGAUGUGUUAAAAAGAUAUCGAUGUACUUAGAAUUGUGUACACUUCAACCACACGCAGGCAACAAAUCAACUAAUUGUAGGUAUAAAAUCACAAUAUACAAGUAUUUGAAAUUAAA